UCGUUGUGGUAUAUUUUCUUGCAGUAUCAGAAAUGUGAAGCUCUCCUGGAACAACUGAAAUCUUUUGAAAUAAUUGCUCAUCUAAAGCAUGUACAGGCGGAAAUUUAUGAGGUGAAAACUUGGUCCAACAGGAUAACUGAAAAACAAAAUAUAUUGAAUGACAAUUUGACAACUCUUUCUCAAGAAAUUGCAAAAGUAGACCAAAGUACAACUUCCAUGGCAAGAGAUGUUGGUCUCAAGAUUACAACUGUUAAAACAGAUGUACGACGUAUUUCAGGUUUAGUAACUGAUGUAACAUCCUUAACGGAUUCUGUACAAGAGCUAGACAAUAAAAUAGAAGAAGUAGAAAAAAAUACAGUAAAAAACAUAGGUGAUCUUCUCUCAAGUAGCAUUGACCGAACGACAGCACUCCGAAAGACAGCAUCUGAAAAUUCACAAAGAAUUAACUCUGUUAAGAAGACACUAUCUGAGCUUGAAACCAAUUUCAACAAGCAUGCAGAUAGAUUUUUAAGGUUAGAAAGUGACAGAGCCAAAGUUCUGAAGACAGUGACUUUUGUAAAUGACCUAAAGCCAAAGGUGUAUAAUCUGAAGAAGGACUUUUCCCGUUUGGAACCAUUGAUAAGUGAUUUAACACUACGCAUUGGAAGGCUGGGUACUGACUUACUACAAAGAGAGAAAGAAAUUGCUUUCUUAAAUGAAAAAAUAUCUAAUUUAACAGUAGUUCAAGCUGAGAUUAAGGAUAUUAAAGAUGAAAUGACACAUAUUUCAAAUAUGGAUUAGUUGAUUUUGUUUAAAGUAGGCUAAGGUAACUUCUUUUAAUGAGACCUUAAAAAGGCUGAUAAUCAGAAAUAAUAUUUUAGAAUUAAUCCAUUUUGUGUUUGAUUCUAUUUUGUACAACAAUAAAAUUUUAAAUAGAGUUAACAUUUGGAUUUCCAAAAUAAAUAUGCUGAAACCU
This is a messenger RNA of Castor canadensis (American beaver), 955 nucleotides long. The record is from RefSeq and is a predicted model, not a curated record. NCBI's taxonomy places the organism in Eukaryota, Metazoa, Chordata, Mammalia, Rodentia, Castoridae.